AUGUCACAGCAAUUCACCAAGAAUCAAGAACUAAUUCAAUACACUUAUGAUAAUCUACAAAUUAACGUUCCUAAAGGUUCUGAAGAAUAUGAAAAAAUGAUUUCCGGAAUGGCUUAUGAUUCAAUGUCAUCAGAAUUAAGAAUUGCCAGAGGUCAAACUAGAAAUUUAGCAAGACAAUAUCAAGAUAUUCAACUACAACCAGGUCAAUCAACAGAUGAAUAUGAUCAAGCUCGUUUAAAUCAUCUAAGGAAAGUUUUUGGCAAAUUAAAUGGUGAUAACAUAUGUAUUGAAUCUCCAUUCCAAGUUGAUUAUGGAUUUAAUAUUGAAAUUGGUGAUAAAUUUUAUUCAAAUUUUAAUCUUGUUAUAUUAGAUUGUUCAAUUGUUAAAAUUGGUUAUGGUGUUAAAUUUGGUCCAAAUGUUUCUUUAUUAUCUGCAACUCAUCCAUUAGAUUAUAACGGACGUGUUGAAAAUUCAAUUGAAUGGGCAAGAGAAAUUAAUAUUGGUGAUUAUGUUUGGCUUGGUGCUGGUGUUACUGUAUUAGCUGGUAUUACUAUCGGAAAUGGGACUAUUGUAGGUGCUGGUUCAGUUGUUAAUCGUGAUUUACCUCCAAAUGUUGUUGCUGUUGGAUCACCAGCUAGAGUUGUUAAACAUUUAGAUCAAUAG
Messenger RNA from Hansenula ciferrii, 663 nucleotides. Its product is annotated as acetyltransferase. NCBI's taxonomy places the organism in Eukaryota, Fungi, Ascomycota, Saccharomycetes, Phaffomycetales, Wickerhamomycetaceae. The record is from RefSeq and is a predicted model, not a curated record. Bases 1 to 663 code for a protein of 220 amino acids. The transcript has a single exon. Gene Ontology annotation, molecular function: acetyltransferase activity.